This is a messenger RNA of Parasteatoda tepidariorum (common house spider), 2206 nucleotides long. RefSeq lists its product as uncharacterized. The record is from RefSeq and is a predicted model, not a curated record. Gene Ontology annotation, biological process: DNA replication, removal of RNA primer. NCBI's taxonomy places the organism in Eukaryota, Metazoa, Arthropoda, Arachnida, Araneae, Theridiidae. Gene Ontology annotation, molecular function: nucleic acid binding; RNA-DNA hybrid ribonuclease activity.
UAGUUUGUUUACUUUAAUUUCGAAUUUGACUUGGAACUGCUUGUAUGUGUUUGUGUUGUCCUUUUUAAGAUCAUUUACGGAAUCUAAAGUAAACUAAAAUAUAAUAAAAUGCAUUAAUAUUUUAUUUUUUGAGCUUAUCUUUAUCUGAAAAUCAUGUUACAUUAAUUUAUUGUCACGUGGCAUGGUCUCGCUAAAACGAACAUUUUUUCACUUUUUCCACCAGAAGUAUAUUUUCUCAUUUUCGCAUCCCCGUUAUUAUUCAAAUAAAAUUAGAAUGCCCAAACCAGGAUUCUACGCUGUCCGUGUUGGAAGAGUUCCAGGAAUUUAUACAACAUGGGCAGAAUGUGAUGCUCAAGUCAAAGGUUAUCCAAGUGCAAAAUUCAAAAAAUUUGAGAUUAAGUCUCUUGCUGAAGAAUUUAUCGGCAUUCAGUCUUCAAGUAGUACAACUUCUGACAACUCGAGUACUAUGCAUAUUUCUGCUUCAGACUUUGAUUCAUUUUUCUCAGAAGAAGAAGAUUUAUUAACACCUGAGCCUACCUCAAACGUAAUAAGCUCAACAUCAUAUUCAAGUAAUGGAACUUCAGCAAAUUCGUCAUUGUAUUCAAACCCUGGCUCCUCUGCUUUAAUCUACCCAAUAUCCAAAAGAUCUAGAAGUUGUUACUAUGCAGUUCACAGAGGUAAAAAGCCUGGUAUUUAUAGAACGUGGACUGAAUGUGAGGCGCAGAUUAAAGACUGUAAAAAUGCGUCAUACAGGAAAUUUGAUGAUGAGGAACAAGCUAAAGAGUAUAUGAGAACUGGUGGUAUUAUUAAGGCUACCAAACGAGAAUUGAGAGAUAUGUCUUACAGUAACAAAGUCAUUAAAAAGCAUAAAAGAAACAAUGCUGAUUCAGAAUUUAUGUUAAAAGAUUCCAACGAUUGUGUUAUCAUCUUUACCGAUGGCGCCAGUGCAGAGAAUGGUAAAAGACGGGCAAGAGCCGGUAUUGGUGUUUACUGGGGUCCGAACCAUCCCUUAAAUACCAGUAAAAGGCUCCCAGGACGACAGACCAACAAUAGAGCUGAAAUUCAUGCUGCGAUUCAUGCUCUUUAUCAAGCCAAAGAAAUUGGUGCAAAGCACGUGAAGCUUUAUACUGACAGUCAAUUCUUAAUUCACGCAAUCACUGACUGGAUUAAAAAAUGGAAAAAUAAUGGUUGGAAAUUAACAUCAGGUGAAGAUGUUGUCAAUAAAGAUGAUUUCUUAGAGUUAGAAGAAGUUGGUAAGGAUUUAGAUGUUGAGUGGAUCUACGUUAAAGCCCAUGCUAGGAAUCACGGUAACGAUGAGGCUGAUAGGCUAGCUGUAGCUGGUGCUAGGUUACGAAUGCAACCGGACAAUUUUUCUAAAUAUUGUAAAAUCAAUAAUCCGGUUGCUGAUGAUGAUUCGGAUUCAGAGCCUGUUGAUUUUUUAGUAACUUCCGCGACAAGUACUGUUGAGGAUAUUACUCCUCUUAUAAUACCAAAACAGAGACCUUCAAAAGUAUAUUAUGCAGUGCAUAGAGGAAAAUCUCCUGGUGUGUAUUCAACUUGGACUGAGUGUGACGAACAAAUAAAGGACACCAUUAAGCCGGUGUUUAGAAAAUUCUUUUCUAAAGAUGAAGCCUUGGAAUUUGUAAGGACUGGCAAAACCUGCACCCAAAUCAAAUUGCCAGAAUGUAAAGAGGAUGAUUUUGUUCCGGUGUUUACAGAUGGCGCCAGUUCAAACAACGGACAGGAUGGUGCCAAAGCAGGAAUCGGUGUUUAUUGGGGGCCUGGUAGUAAACUUAAUACCAGCAUGAGAAUACCUGGUAGGCAGACUAAUAACAGAGCUGAGAUAUUCGCUGUAGUACAUGCUUUGCGACAAGCGAAACACUUUGGCAUCAAAAAUGUGAAAUUGUAUACUGAUAGUAAAUUUGUUAUAAAUGGAAUCACAGACUGGAUUGAUAAGUGGAGACAAAAUAAUUGGACCUUGGCUUCUGGGAAACCUGUGAUAAACAAAGAUGAUUUUAUAGCUUUAGAUGAAGCUCGUCAAGGAUUGAAUGUCGUUUGGUGUCAUGUCAAAGGUCAUGCUAAUAAUCCUGGAAAUGUUGAAGCUGAUAAACUAGCUGUUGAUGGUUGUACUAAAAAUCUUUCUGACGCUAUGAUUAUUGCAUGAAAUUAUCUUUGUACAAAAUAGAAAAAUAUUGAUAAGUGUAAA